GGAAGACAUAUGCGGUUCCGUCAAUCACUGCAUCUACCCAUCUCGCUCCAUUCCACUCCACCUCUUGUUCCUAUGAGAAGUGGAAAAAUAAAUGGAACACCGCAUUAAGAGGGGGACCACAACCAUCCAAGGGUCAGUACUUAAGAGAGAGGAGAAAAAAAAAAAACGUCUCUCUUUGUGCUGAUAUGGUGUUGUCACCCAUGCAUCUGUCUAUCGGGAAAACUUCUUCUUCUUCUUCUUCUUCUUCUUCUGACUUCCCUGUGAUCAUUGAGUUCUGGCAUUAGUCACUAACAAGUGCAGCAAUGAUUGGAUAUAGGCUCCAUUUGAUCUUGUCGCUAAUUUAUCGACAGAGUUAUGUCAAAUAUGUCAUACGCCAAAAGCGGGCUGAUGCAAAGAAAGCUUUGAAAGAUCUCCUUUAUAGAAGUGGGUCUUCUAAAUUUUCAUUUGAGAGUCAAGAAACUUGGAAGUUUGGGGACCGCAAUUUCUAUGGAGAUAAAGAUGAUGAUUCAGAAAGCUGUUACAAUAAACGCCAAGCAACGUCUCAUCAGCAGUCUGGAAAACCAAAAAAGAAAGUAAAGCCCAUUACAUAUUCAGGAAAAAUCAGAAGAGAGACUUUCUCUGAGGAGUCUGAUUAUGAUUCUGAGACAACUUUCCAAGCUACAUUUGGUAACCGAUGCUACACAUGGUCCUUUAGAAACUGGCAGGGGUCGUCCAGUGAGUAUUCAACAUCUGGCUUUGAAUGGAGGGAACAUACAAAUUGGACAAAUGGUAGAACUAGAAAUUGGAAACGCACAAGUGAUGCUGAGUCUGACGACAACGACGACGAUUUGUGUUAUGUAGGAUCACUGUCAGAGAGAACAGUUCUUGGUCUGCCUUCAACAGGUCCUCUAAAGCUUGAGAAUGUUAAAAAUGCUUUCCGGCUAUCAGCUUUGAAAUGGCAUCCUGAUAAGCAUCAAGGCCCUUCUCAGGCAGUGGCGGAAGAAAAAUUCAAACUCUGUCUCAAUGCUUACAAGUCAUUAUGCCGUGCCCUUUCCCCAGCUUAAGUGGCAGUUGGGCACGUUCUGGUUCUGAAACUGACAGUUUCCAAUUCAAUAAUGAUGUCCGUCAGAGGUGGACGAACAUAUUUAAUUAUUUACAUUUUGUUUUUUGUUGAUAAUUAAAUCAAGAUCUUAAAUUCGAAUUGCUGAAGGAAGAAUUGAGUGUCUCCGUGAUGUGCGAGAAAAAUGAAGGGAGAAAUUUUUAUUUUCAUAGACAAAGUUAUAAUCAUUCUGGUUACUGCAGAUUCAAGGCCUAUAAUUGACCAUUUGGAGCCUCUGAGCCACUCACGUGUAAUGUUUAAUAUGUCCAGUAUGUUACAUUUUGGUUAUUUCAGUUUAUGGUACUUGCAAUUGAAUUGA
Prosopis cineraria is the source of this 1397-nucleotide messenger RNA. RefSeq lists its product as uncharacterized. Bases 303 to 1043 code for a protein of 246 amino acids. The record is from RefSeq and is a predicted model, not a curated record. The transcript is spliced from 8 exons. NCBI's taxonomy places the organism in Eukaryota, Viridiplantae, Streptophyta, Magnoliopsida, Fabales, Fabaceae.